AUGAAACCGCGGGAAUCAAAAUCUUUCUCCAUUGAACACAACAUUGAUUCCAUUUUAUCAUCGAAUCAUCAAAUGAUUCAUAACAAUCCUCCUCACCUAUCUCUAUACCAAUCUCUCGUACUCGCCGGCCACCGGAUCAAACCCUUAAAACAAGUCCACGCCCAAAUCAUCCUCUCCUGCAAACCGGCCGCAGCCCUCCCUCUCCUCACCAAACUCAUUACAUCCGUCUGCACGGCAAAAGCAAUUCACUAUGCCCGCAAACUCCUCUUUUCAAUCUCCAACCCUGAUUCCUUCCUCUUCAGUUCCGUUAUCAAAACUUCCACUAAACAUAACUUCCCCCUUCAUUCCCUCAUUUUCUAUCAACACAUGUUAUCUUGUAAUUCCGACCCUUCCAGCUAUACUUUUACGGCUGUGAUCAAAGCUUGUGGUAGUUUGUCUGCUUUGAAACUUGGCAAGAAUGUGCAUUGUCAUGUUUUGGUUUCUGGGUAUGGGUCAGAUUCGUUUGUUCAAGCUGCAUUGGUUAGUUUUUAUGCAAAGUGUAAUGAAUUGGGCGUUGCGAGGAAACUGUUUGAUGAAAUGCCUAAAAGAAGUUUGGUUGCGUGGAACGCAAUGAUUUCUGGGUAUGAACAGAAUGGACUUGCUGAGGAAGCUGUUGGGUUGUUUCAUAAGAUGAGGGAUGAGGGAGUUGAGUUUGAUUUGGUGACUUUGGUGAGCGUGUUAUCUGCGUGUUCUCGGAUAGGGGCUCUCGGUUUGGGUUGUUGGAUUCAUGAGUAUAUUAGGCUUAAUGGGUUAGGUGUGAAUUGUAAUAUUGCUACUUCCUUGAUUAAUAUGUAUGGUAGGUGUGGGGAUGUGAUCAAAGCGAGACAAGUUUUUGACUCGUUGAAUCAACAAAAUGUUAUAACUUGGACGUCUAUGAUAUCCACCUAUGGAAUGCAUGGAUAUGGCAGAGAGGCAAUGGAAAUAUUUAGUCUUAUGAAACUUCACGGGCCAUCUCCUAAUAGUGUGACAUUUAUCGCUGUUCUAUCGGCGUGUGCCCAUGCUGGACUAGUAUCCGAAGGCCGUCUAGCUUAUGCUAGCAUGAUUCAAGAUUACGGAAUAAUCCCCAAAAUGGAGCAUCAUGUUUCCAUGGUUGAUAUGCUUGGACGUGCUGGACUGCUAGGCGAGGCAUACCAACACAUUCAAGAUAUGAAUAUGAAUCAUGUCAAACCUACAGCGGCUGUGUGGACAGCAAUGCUUGGAGCAUGCAAGAUGCACAAAAAUGUUGAUCUUGGUGUUCUAGCAGCUGAGAAUCUUUUAGCUAUUGAACCUCAACAUUCUGGCCAUUAUGUUUUACUCUCCAACGUAUAUGCAAUGGCAGGCCUAAUGGAUCGGGUAGAAUUGGUUAGAAAUGUGAUGAUUCAAAAGGGAUUGAAGAAACAAGUUGGAUACGCCACCAUAGAAGUUGAUCAAAAGACGUAUUUGUUUAGUAUGGGCGACAAGUCUCAUCCUGAAACUGCUACGAUUUACAGGUAUUUGGAAGAGUUGAUGGAAAGGUGCAGGGAGGUAGGUUAUGUACCAGCAUCUGAAUCUGUAAUGCAUGAAUUAGAAGAGGAGGAGAGGCUUCAUGCUCUUAGAUACCAUAGCGAAAAGCUUGCACUAGCAUUUGGGCUCAUGAAAACAGAACAUGGAUCCACUCUAAGGAUUAUGAAGAACCUGCGAGUGUGUGAAGAUUGUCACAUAGCUAUCAAGUUCAUUUCUGUUGUGACCAAACGAAAGAUUAUUGUUCGUGAUAAGCUUCGAUUUCAUCAUUUCGAAGAUGGAUUUUGUUCAUGUUUGGACUACUGGUGAUGGGAUUUUAUGCGGAGCAAAGUGACGAGUUAGCAGACUCAUUUAUGAAACACCAGAAGCACGACAAGUAAGCCAAAGAGGACAACUUAAAAAGGCCAUAUGUUCCAAAUCAUGAAGAUUUAAGAUGACCAGUCCAUCGAAUGCUUGUAACAAGCAAGGUAUCAUGUCUAAAAACCUACCACUGUUUGGCCCAACCACAUGCCCCGGCGGCCCGGCCUGUUUUGACAUACAAGUUUGGUCAAUGACGUAAUAGAAAGAUAAAAUAGUUGUCUUUUCCUCCAAA
Erigeron canadensis is the source of this 2110-nucleotide messenger RNA. RefSeq names its product pentatricopeptide repeat-containing protein At2g33760. Bases 1 to 1827 code for a protein of 608 amino acids. Lineage: Eukaryota; Viridiplantae; Streptophyta; Magnoliopsida; Asterales; Asteraceae. Gene Ontology annotation, biological process: RNA modification. The transcript has a single exon. The record is from RefSeq and is a predicted model, not a curated record. Gene Ontology annotation, molecular function: protein binding; zinc ion binding; RNA binding.